This is a messenger RNA of Solanum tuberosum (potato), 1262 nucleotides long. Its product is annotated as probable L-type lectin-domain containing receptor kinase S.5. The record is from RefSeq and is a predicted model, not a curated record. The transcript has a single exon. Gene Ontology annotation, biological process: protein phosphorylation. Lineage: Eukaryota; Viridiplantae; Streptophyta; Magnoliopsida; Solanales; Solanaceae. Bases 64 to 918 code for a protein of 284 amino acids. Gene Ontology annotation, molecular function: protein kinase activity; ATP binding.
UUUACCAUUUGGGUAUUCUGCAACUUCUGUGUCUAGCUGUUUUUACUGAUAAAAAACAAACAUAUGCAUCUUACAAAAUUACAUGUUAUGGUGACAGGAUGGUGUCACAAGAAUGGAAAGUUACUGCUUGUAUAUGAAUACAUGCCUAAUGGCAGUCUAGAUAUGCACCUCUUUGCGGGACCAGAUAAAGAGCCGUUGAGCUGGAACCUCCGCUACAAGAUUGUGCAAGGUGUUGCCUCAGCAUUGCACUAUCUGCACAAUGAGUAUGAGCAGAGGGUGGUCCAUCGCGACCUGAAGGCGAGUAACAUCAUGCUUGACUCAAAGUUCAAUGCGCGCCUUGGGGACUUUGGCCUUGCACGGGCACUUGACAACGAAAGGACCUCGUAUGCUGAGGCAGAAGGAGUGCUUGGCACAAUGGGAUACAUUGCACCAGAGUGUUUCCACACAGGGAAAGCCACACAGCAAUCUGAUGUAUACGCGUUUGGGGCAGUGUUGUUGGAAGUUGUAUGUGGCAAGAGACCUGGAACCAAGAUUAAUGGCUUUCAAUUCUUUGUUGAUUGGGUUUGGUACUUGCACCGCGAUGGCCGUAUCUUGGAAGCUGUUGAUCCAAGGCUUGGAGGUGACUAUGUUGCUGAUGAAGCAAAGAAACUUCUACUGCUUGGUUUGGCUUGUGCACAUCCUAUAGCUAUUGACAGGCCUAAAACACAGGCAAUAGUUCAGAUUAUAUCAGGGUCAGCACCAGCACCAGAAGUUCCACCAUUCAAGCCAGCAUUUGUGUGGCCAUCAAUGAUGCCAAUUGACAUAGACUCAAGUGUUAUGGACACAACAUCCAUUACUACUUCUCACUUCAAUUCAGGAUGGAGUCUUGACUAUCAAAGCAGGGAGACCCCAACAUAUGCAGACCACUCUUUGGUGUAGUUACUUUGAUGGUAAACAACUAUUACCAAAAGGAAAAAUGAUUUUUUUGGCCUUCUAUUUUUUAAAAAGUUUCCUGUAAUUAUGUUUUCUUGGGAGGAGGUUAAAAAUUUCCUUCAGUUUUUUACUUUUUGUUUGAUGUUUUUUUUCCUUUUCAAUUUGUUAUUGGGGCAUGAAGAAAAGAUCAGAGCAACCCGUGUACAUUCAUAUAACUCAGUAGUGUUACAUUAUGUCAUAUUUACUGUUUUCCUGUCUUUGUCAACCAAAAUUAUGUAAAAGACACUCAUGUUGAGCCAAAUUGGAGGAGACAGAAAAUGAAUAGUGGCGAAGUAUCUUUGUUGCCUCAA